AUGAACAUCCGUCGCUCACAAUGCGGCUCGACCGACGCCGCCGAAGAGUAUGACCUGGGCCUGCACAUCUUCGCGGUCUUCCUGAUCCUGACCUGUGGCACAUUCGCAUGCUCCUUUCCGGUCCUGGUGAAGGCCUUCCCCAAGCUCGCUAUCUCUCAACAUGCCCUGUUCAUCAGCAAGCACUUCGGUACUGGAGUGCUGAUCGCCCUCGCCUUCGCACAUCUCCUGCCGACGGCGUUUGAGAAUCUCUGGAACGAAUGUCUGCCGUACUUCUGGACUGAAGGGUAUGAUGCCAUGCCGGGGUUUAUCGCGAUGGUGGCUGCGUUGGCUGUCAUUCUUGUGGAGAUGGGGUUUUCCUUGUUUGGGAUAAAGCAUUCUCACGAUCACGCUGGAGUGACGGUGCAGGAAGGCCAAGCUCAUUCGAGCAUGCCAAAUGGACAUGUCAGACCGCGUGACAUGGAGCAGGGCAGAUUGCAAAGAGCACAAGAUAUCAGUACGGAUGAUGUCGAGUCGGAGUCGACAAGCCUUUUACCUCACCCGAAAGAACAGCGCAUGAUCUUGCAAUGUCUUCUGUUGGAAGCCGGCAUCCUCUUCCACAGUGUGUUCAUCGGGCUGUCGAUUUCGAUUUCUACCGGAACCACCUUCAUUGCUCUCAUGGUGGCGAUUGCGUUCCACCAGAUCUUUGAGGGCCUCGCACUUGGUGCACGGAUUGCAGCCAUCCCGAGUCUUCGCAUCUCGAGCUUCAAACCUUGGGCGAUGUCUCUUGCGUAUGGACUUACCUGUCCACUUGGCCAAGCAAUCGGGCUGGGUCUUCGAACGACGUACGACCCUGAGGGCGAGACAGCGUUGCUGGUGGUUGGGAUUGCAAAUGCUAUUUCGGCAGGUAUGAUCAUGUACGCCGGGCUGGUUCAGCUGUUGGGAGAGGAUCUGUUGAGUGAAAAGAGCUACAGAAUUCUUUCUCUCCGUGCUCGAGCAGAGGCAGUGGUGGCAUUACUCUUUGGGUGUGGUCUUAUGGCGAUGAUUGCGAUAUGGGCGUAG
Molecule: messenger RNA, 1038 nt
Organism: Zasmidium cellare ATCC 36951
Lineage: Eukaryota; Fungi; Ascomycota; Dothideomycetes; Mycosphaerellales; Mycosphaerellaceae
Exons: 4
Coding region: 1-1038 (345 amino acids)
Biological process (GO): zinc ion transmembrane transport
Cellular component (GO): plasma membrane
Molecular function (GO): zinc ion transmembrane transporter activity
Source: RefSeq, a predicted model, not a curated record